Saxophila tyrrhenica is the source of this 972-nucleotide messenger RNA. RefSeq lists its product as uncharacterized. Gene Ontology annotation, biological process: transmembrane transport. The transcript is spliced from 2 exons. Gene Ontology annotation, cellular component: plasma membrane. NCBI's taxonomy places the organism in Eukaryota, Fungi, Ascomycota, Dothideomycetes, Mycosphaerellales, Extremaceae. The record is from RefSeq and is a predicted model, not a curated record. The coding region runs from base 1 to 972 and encodes 323 amino acids. Gene Ontology annotation, molecular function: transmembrane transporter activity.
AUGACCAGCGUCGUCGGUAUUGUCCUAGGACCAUUCAUUGGCGGAGCGAUCCAAAGUGGACUUAAUUGGAGAUGGAUAUACUGGAUCCAGCUCAUCGUCGAUGCGGCCUUCCUGCCCUUCUUCUACUGGAUUUUGAGAGAGACUCGAGGCGACGUGAUUCUAGCCAAGCGAGCGCAAGAGAUGCGCAAGGCAGGCCAACGGACAGCUUUCGCCCGUUCGGAGCUGGACAAGCCUGGCAUCCUGAAAUCUCUAAAGAUCUCCUUCAUGCGGCCGACGAAGAUGCUCUUCACUGAGUUUGUGGUCAGCAGCUUCACGCUGUGGGUCAGCUUUGCAUGGGGAAUUCUUUUUUUGUUCCAGAGCAGUGUGCCGAUCGUCUUGAGCAAGCUCUAUGGAUUCGAUACCUUCCAGACGUCAAUGAUCCAGCUUGCAUUAUCAUGCGGUGCGAUCAUCGCAACGAUCCUCAAUCCGGUCCAGGAUAUGCUGUACUUGAAAUCUGCCGGGCGGAACAUGGAGCGACCUGGAAAGCCGAUUCCAGAGGCACGCCUCUAUUUUGCCGUCCCUGGCUCGCUGCUGUUCACGGCUGGCAUGUUCUGCAUCUACCUGGCGGUUGUCAACUACCUGGCCGAUGCGUACGAGAAGUACGCCGCCUCUGCUCUCAGCGCAGCGUCCUUCGGCCGGAACGUCUUUGGCGCUUUCCUGCCUCUCGCCACCCCAGCGCUGUACCGCGAUCAUGGGUUCCAAUGGUCGAGUUCUUUGAUCGGCUUCAUCGCACUUGUUCUGAGUGCUGUGCCGUUGAUUCUGCUGCUCAAGGGCGAGGCGAUCCGGGCGCGGAGUCCUUUCAUGCUGGAUGCGACAUAUGAUGACGACGAAGCCAAUGAAAGGCGCAAUAGUAUUCCGUCCAGGCAUACGAAGGAGAGGAAGCCGAGUACCGUGAUGCCGUGGAGCACCGUUAGGACCGUUGGUGGCGAGUGA